AUGUCGUCAUUUGCAUUAUGGUUUAUGGAUUCAUCAGACUCCGAGAAUUUAAGAUUAGGGACAGCUCUAUUGGAUUUGCCAAAUGGAGUGUAUACAGGUUUAGGGCAGCCUACGUUCUCUAAAAUUUUAAAAGAAGUUCUAACAACUUUAGAAGCUGAAAUUUGCAGCAGUUUGAUAAAGUUUCCAGAAGAGAAUGAAAGAAAUGAAAUUAAAUUAGCAUUCUAUGAAAAAUUUUUGUUUCCGGGAGUGAUCGGCUGUGUAGACGGAACACACGUUAGAAUUAUAACUCCGUCAAAAAAUCAUCAGCAUUUACAUUAUAACCGGAAGGGUUAUCAUAGCUUAAACGUUUGCGAUCAUAAAAUGCGCACCAGGUAUGUGGAUGCUAAUAAUCCGGGAUCAUCUCAUGAUUCCUUUAUUGAAAAUUACCUGAAAUUUACAUAAAUUAAUUAAAUUUUAAAUUAAACUUAUGUUAAAAUUACCUUCUGCCAUCCUGCAGUACUUCUAAUGGGCGGACCCAAGCUAUUAAGCUUUUCUGUUAGCUGGUUCCAUUUCGCAUCAAACUCGAAUUUGCUUAUGCAGCUAUUCUCAGCAAAUUUAAGGCCUUUCGCAAUAAAGGCGUUCUCCGUCAUAAAAUUUCCCAAUUCUUCAAAUUGCUUCCUUGUUGUUA
This is a messenger RNA of Condylostylus longicornis, 667 nucleotides long. RefSeq names its product putative nuclease HARBI1. Lineage: Eukaryota; Metazoa; Arthropoda; Insecta; Diptera; Dolichopodidae. The record is from RefSeq and is a predicted model, not a curated record. Bases 1 to 441 code for a protein of 146 amino acids. The transcript has 3 exons.